CGGGGAGGAGCUAGAGACGCAGCCGGAGUCACGCUCGCUCGUCCCCACCGCCGGCCUCUCCUUAGCUCCCGAGUAGGCGCUCGAGGGAAGGGAAGCUUCUCAAGCCGCAGCGUUGAGGAGGAAUAAGUGGUGAAUUGUACAGCCUUUCAAAAGACUUCCAAGUAAAUUCAGGCCUGCCUCGAUCGAGCAUCGGAACAGAUGGAUAAUGGAGACUGGGGAUAUAUAAUGACUGAUCCAGUCACUCUAAAUGUGGGUGGACACCUGUACACGACGUCACUGACUACUCUCACGAGAUAUCCGGAUUCAAUGCUGGGGGCCAUGUUCCGGGGUGAUUUCCCUACAGCCAGAGACUCUCAAGGCAAUUACUUCAUCGACCGGGAUGGGCCGCUGUUCCGGUAUGUUCUUAACUUUUUACGGACAUCAGAGCUGACUCUGCCACUGGACUUCAAAGAGUUUGACCUGCUUCGGAAAGAAGCAGAUUUUUAUCAGAUUGAACCCUUAAUCCAAUGUCUUAAUGACCCCAAACCUUUGUAUCCUGUGGAUACGUUCGAGGAGGUGGUGGAGCUGUCCAGCACACGCAAGCUCUCAAAAUACUCCAACCCAGUGGCAGUGAUCAUAACCCAGCUGACCAUUACGACCAAAGUCCAUUCAUUGCUGGAAGGCAUUUCCAACCAUUUUACGAAGUGGAAUAAGCACAUGAUGGACACGAGAGACUGUCAGGUUUCUUUUACUUUUGGGCCAUGCGAUUACCACCAGGAAGUCUCACUCAGAGUUCAUCUGAUGGAGUACAUCACAAAGCAAGGCUUCACUAUCCGAAAUACGAGGGUUCACCACAUGAGUGAGCGUGCCAAUGAAAAUACAGUUGAACACAACUGGACUUUCUGCAGACUGGCACGGAAAACGGAUGACUGAUUUCCUUACCCCACCUCCCCUUCUUCCCCUCCCCUUUAUUCUCCAGAAACUAGCAGCUCCUCAGAGCAGUGGGUUCAGUUCAGUGGUUCCCUUCUGGUUACUGAAAGAUUUUAAGUUGGAGAAAGGACUGCUUCUCUUAGAAGUUGUAUUCGAUCCAGAGCAAGGAUUUACAGAUCUUUCUGGAUUUCCUCACUGCCCCAGCAGUCAUUUCCAGCCCUGGGAAUAAUUGUUCCUGGAGUCACAGGACCUGUAGGGCAAUAGCCACAUGGGUCGAGAGGCUGCAGUCAGGAAGGGGUGAAAUCACUCCCUGCUUCCUCUUCCAUUUGCUCUGCUCAUCAGAGAAGCAGGAGGGAGUGAUUUUGUCUUUUUCUCCCCUCCUGACCCAUGAGGCUAUAGCUUCAUAUGGGUUAUGCAACCCUGUGAAUAAACUUUCCCAGAGAUGAAAUCGACUGGGGGCGGGGAGCCUGGAAGAUUGGCAAGCAUCAGCACCUUCUGCUGACCGAUCACAAGAUCCAACCCAAUGAGUGCAACCCAAUGUGCUGGUGAUGGGAGUCGGCUUUGUCUUAAGCUCCAGUGCAGCACGCUGGACGCUCCCCUUUUUUUUUGUUAUAAAUAUUUAUUACUGACUCUUACGGACUGGAGAACUGACACGCUCUGGCCUGACUUGUCUUUUGUCAACGUAUGCAUGUGCCUGCUUGAACUGUCAAGACACUUUGUUACAAAGGAGGAAACAUCGCAGAAUAACUCCAGUAGGAUACCAUUUAUUUUGUGUUGUCCACACAAUACAGUGUAAAGUGCUAAAAACAAAAACAAAAAACACUCCUGUUUUAAACUAUGUUUAAUUCAUCUCAUGCUAUUAAAAAACCACUGGGAGCAAACCAGAGGGCCCCGAUCCUCUGGGAAAGUCUCCUGUGCAAGCUGUGUUGAUAUGAAUGGGAAUGAUGGAGGAGGCCCUUGUGAAUGAAAAGUUCCUUCUGGACCAUCCCCGGAAUGUUAAAAGUUCAGUGAAGAGGAAGGAGCUACCAUCAUGUAAUCUAAUCUAGUUUUCCUAAGCAAGCAGUAUUAUAAUUUAGUGACCAACAAACCUCUGCCCCUAUUUUUUUUCCAAGUGCAGCAUUAUAAAGUUACAACAACUUUUCCCCCCUAUGCAUUAUAAAUCAAGCAACCAAAUAUAACGUGCAGCUACAAAAAAAAAAUGUAGACGUAUUUAUACUGGAUUCUGAAUGCAAAAAAGAUAUCCCUCUGGUAGAACUCUUUUUAUUUUUUAAUGCCUGGUGCAAUAUUAUUCCCAAGUGUAAUGCUUGCCACCAAGAAGCUAAUAAAAAACAUGAAAUAUGGAAA
Messenger RNA from Heteronotia binoei (common prickly gecko), 2253 nucleotides. RefSeq names its product potassium channel tetramerization domain containing 6 (gene KCTD6). Bases 199 to 912 code for a protein of 237 amino acids. NCBI's taxonomy places the organism in Eukaryota, Metazoa, Chordata, Lepidosauria, Squamata, Gekkonidae. The transcript is spliced from 3 exons. The record is from RefSeq and is a predicted model, not a curated record. Gene Ontology annotation, biological process: protein homooligomerization. Gene Ontology annotation, molecular function: protein binding.